CUCAAAAAAAGCCCAAAGCAAAAUUUUGAACCCAUUUCAUUUUAUUUUAUUUUAUUUGAAUAAUUUGGCUUUUGCCAAGAGUAUUUUCCUCUUAAAAAUAUUAAUCAAUCGUUAAGCUUAGGUUACGUAUAAUUUAGUGAUUCCGAGAUAGUUGCUUGACUGUGGGCUGAGUUCUUCAAGUUUUGGCUCCAACAGCAGCAGUGGUCGUAAGAUAAUGGCAAGAACAAAGACACAAGCGGCACAUACAAAAGUCGCAAAAAAAAAGGAUUUGGAGGAAAUUGUCAAACAAAAAAUUGCUGCAAUGGAAAAACAAAUGCUAGAAGUGUUAGAUAAAAAGAAAGAAGAAGAUAUGCAGGAGCUGGAGUUGCUUUUGCUCAGCAAGAAAUGUAAAUUUCCAAAAAAGCUAUGGCUCAAAACUAUUGGCGAAAUUGAAAAUUCAGAAGUUGACAACAGCGAAUUGUCCGUCACUACAGUAGAUCAUACCACAUCAGUCUUUGAGUCAUCUCAAGCUACUCGUUCAAUGAGAAAGAAAACCUCUCAAAGUGCUACUCGAAAUCGCAGAAGUGUAUCAGCAUCUGUUGGAGAUGAGGGUUAUUCAACAUGUGACAGUGGUCGUGCUACUAAUUCAGGUGGCCAGAAACAAUCCGCAAGGCAAUCGAGGUCCAGGACUAAGACUGCACAAGUGCGAGUAUCCAGAUCUCUGUCAAAAACUGCCAAAUCUAAAAGUAGUGCCUAUAAGACUCCUGUUAAUAAAGCUCCCAUACCUAAAACUGGAACUAUUACUCCAAAGUGCAAAGUUGGUACACCUUUGAUGUACGUACGUCGACCAAAGAUAGGUGAAAUGGCUUGGUCGCACCAAGGUUCUCCAUUAAUGGUAACCAGUACUGUGGUUAAUGAAGAGUCCGCAAACGUUAACAUUCCAGUUGGCGACCAGAUUCUUUCUUUGUUGCCCACAAGAGGACCAAUGGAGGGGAUGGAGCUUCCUCCUAUAGAGGACCAUACAGUACGGCAAUUGGUAACCUUGAGGGAUAAUUUAAUCACGUUUUGUAAUCAAUUCAAAUGAGAUUAAUAUAGGUAUUUAGGUUAAUUAUUGUAAGUUAUUUUUGUAUUUGGAAUAUUUUGUAUUAGAGGACAUUUUUUCAUAUUUUGUGUAAGUUGCAUUGCAUUUUUUUUUGUAUUCAUGUACUAUUUGCUUGUAUUUUUAUAAUAUUUCUUCUAGUUUGUAAAGUCUGGCAAUAAAUCCUCAAAAUAUG
Messenger RNA from Ceutorhynchus assimilis (cabbage seed weevil), 1253 nucleotides. Lineage: Eukaryota; Metazoa; Arthropoda; Insecta; Coleoptera; Curculionidae. The record is from the annotation of a GenBank genome assembly.